Messenger RNA from Ricinus communis (castor bean), 4178 nucleotides. RefSeq names its product kinesin-like protein KIN-7O. Lineage: Eukaryota; Viridiplantae; Streptophyta; Magnoliopsida; Malpighiales; Euphorbiaceae. Gene Ontology annotation, biological process: microtubule-based movement. Bases 182 to 3988 code for a protein of 1268 amino acids. Gene Ontology annotation, molecular function: microtubule motor activity; ATP binding; microtubule binding. The record is from RefSeq and is a predicted model, not a curated record. The transcript has 32 exons.
UUCGUUAUCGAAAUUAAACGAAACCGAAACUCUGGGCGGGAAAAGAACACCAAAGGGAAGUUUUGAUUUGAGUGCUCUCGGUUUGUUCUUCUUUCGCCACAUUGGGCUCUCUCCUUUACAGUAUUGAAACUCUUUGCUUUACUCUUUCUCUCUCUCUCUCUCUCUCUGCAUCUGAAUUCAAAUGGAGAGAAUACACGUAACUGUGAGAGCACGGCCACUGUCACCGGAGGAUGCCAAGACUAGCCCAUGGAGACUCUCUGGAAACUCCAUUUUCAUUCCUAAUCAUUCCUCUAAGUUCGAAUUCGAUAAGGUUUUUGGAGAAGAUUGCAAGACUGAGCAAGUGUAUAGAGUUCGUACUAAAGAGAUUGUUGGUGCUGCAAUUCGAGGUUUCAAUGGUACUGUAUUUGCAUAUGGACAGACUAAUAGUGGAAAGACACAUACAAUGCGAGGCUCAACAAUUGAACCUGGGGUUAUCCCUUUAGCAGUUCAUGAUUUAUUUGACAUUAUACAACAGGAAGCUGAUAGAGAGUUUCUUCUGCGAAUGUCUUAUAUGGAGAUAUAUAAUGAAGAUAUCAAUGACUUGUUGGCUCCUGAGCACCGAAAGCUUCAGAUUCAUGAAAGUCUAGAGCGUGGGAUAUAUGUUGCUGGUCUGCGGGAAGAAAUUGUUGCCUCUCCUCAGCAAGUUCUUGAUCUUAUGCAGUUUGGAGAAUCUCAUAGGCAUAUUGGAGAGACUAAUAUGAAUCUGUACAGCAGUAGGUCCCACACUAUUUUCCGCAUGAUAAUUGAGAGUCGGGAUAGAACUGAGGAUGAAGAUAUUAGCAGCUCUUGUGAUGCUGUUCGUGUGUCAGUUUUGAAUUUGGUGGACCUUGCUGGUUCAGAACGUGCAGCAAAAACUGGUGCAGAAGGUGUUAGGCUCAAAGAGGGUUCCCACAUUAAUAAAAGCUUAAUGACACUUGGAACUGUAAUAAAAAAAUUGAGUGAAGGUGCUGAAAGCCAAGGUGGUCAUGUUCCAUAUCGAGAUAGUAAACUCACACGUAUUUUGCAACCUGCUCUUGGUGGAAAUGCAAACACAGCUAUAAUAUGCAAUAUUACACUUGCGCAGAUUCAUACAGAUGAGACAAAAAGCAGCCUUCAAUUUGCAAGUAGAGCAUUACGGGUCACCAAUUGUGCUCAUGUGAACGAGAUUUUGACAGAUGCUGCCUUGCUAAAGCGUCAGAAGAAAGAAAUUGAGGAGCUUCGUGCCAAAUUGCAGGGAUCUCGUUCGGAGCAUUUGGAAGAGGAAAUUCUAAACCUUCGAAACACAUUAUUACAGUCUGAAUUGGAGAGAGAACGCAUAACUUUGGAAUUGGAGGAGGAAAAGAGAGCUCAGGCUGAACGUGAGAAGGUUCUGCAAGAGCAGGCCAAGAAAAUAAAAAACUUGAGCUCGAUGGUGUUGCAUUCCAACAGGGAUGAAAACCGUGAUCUACAAAAAAAGGGCAAAAGACGGGAUACAUGGUGCCCUGGUAAACUUUCACGGGAGACUCUUCAAGAGGUGGAUGCUAAUAUCCAAUCAAGGGCUUCUUCUGUAAAACCCAUGAGACAUGGCUGUGAUAUGAAGCCGCUUAUUCCUUUUGAAGAAUUGGUGAGUGAAAAUGAAGUGAGGGGUAGCUUUUCCCAGCAACAUGAAGGUUGUAAUAGUAAUUCAUUGGAGGACUGUACUCUUCCUGAUCCAUGUGCCUUAUUGCAUGUGACAAAUAGAAGAAAGGGGCCAUUGAGGAGGAAAGGCUACCUUGAGGAGGACCAUGAAUUGGUUGAAAUGCAAGCAGAAUAUGAGCAAUUGUUUCAAAAAUUUGAAACUCAGAGAACUUUGAGUGAGAUACAGAUUGAUUGCUUAACAAGACAGCUGGCUGAGGCUGAUUUAUACAAGUCUGCUAAUUUUAACAGCUGUACCAUCUGCAAUGGCUGCAGAAGUUCCAAUUAUCUGGACAAAAAUGUAAGCUUAAGGGAGUCCGAGGCAAUUCAUGUUAUCAAACAACUUCAAGAAAAGAUUAAGACCUUAGAAAUGGAAAAGUCCUCAAGUCAGCAAAAUCUGGAUAGUGUUGUUGAGAUAGCAACAGAGCAAAGUAUAUGUGCCAGGGAGAAGUUUGAAGAGCUCCAUGAAGAGCUUCAAAAUGCACGGGAGGAGGCUAGGGCCGCUCGUGAACAGCUUGCUUCUGAGGAAUCUGCAAGAAUAAUUGAUGCAACUUUUGAUGCGGAGAUAAAACUUUCAUUAGAGAUUCAAGCUAUAGAGUCUGAAGUUGAGAACUCUAGAAAUGUUUUGGAGAGUGUUUCCUCACUUUUGGAUGAGGUUUUCGAGAAUUUUUCUGCAAUACUUGAUGUGUUCAAUGAUUUCAAGGCUCAUAUGUGUCAGAGCUCUCAGCAGCAAAAAUUGAUUACCAGUAAUCAUGAGCAGUUAUAUUGUUGCAUGAGGCAGAAAAUUGCUGAAGUUGAGAGUGAGAAGCUUCUUUUGUACAAUCAAUCUGUUGAUCUCCAGAAACAAAUACAAGAAAUGGGACAUGAAACUCAAAAUUAUGAAGAGUCCUUGAGAGCAAUUUCUGAGCAACAUGAUCUGGAAAAGGAGCAAUUGCUUUCUCAAAUUCAAAGUCUUGAAAAGGAAAUAUCAUCGUGUUCCUUGGCCAAGGAAAAGGAAAAUUUGAGAAAAGAUCUUGAGAAAACAAAAGUUAAAUUAAAAGAGACCGAGUUCAAGCUCAAGAGUGCCAUCCAAGAGAAAACUAAACUAGAGGGUGAGAAAUCUUUUGCUGAAAGGGAGGUUAAAAGAUUGCAUGGUCAGAAUACUCGUCUUGAGCGUGAUAUCAGCAAACGUGACUCACUUGCUGGUAGAAGGCGUGAUUCAGUUGUUGAGGGGAGUUCAAAAAUGUUUGAUUCAAAAAAGACAAAGGGUGCAGGUUCCUUAGAACUGAAACUGCAGGUGAUGGAGGAAGACUAUAGAAAGCUUGAAGUUUUUGCAUUUGAAAUGGAAACAAUGAUUGCUUCUUUGGAAGAGGAAGUAGCAACUACACAAAAGGAGAAGGAAGAGGCUGUAUCUAGAAAUGACAGUUUGACUUCAGAGUUGGAAGCCCUCUUUGAAAAGUUGAAUAUAACAAAUUCAGACCUGAAUAUGUUGCAGGAAGAGGUUGCGUGCCUGAGACAGAGAUUGGAAGACUCUAUUCUUAACCAGCAAACAAUGGAAAAUUCUAUUAAAUUGUUGGCAGAAGAAAAAGAAGAGUUAGCAAUGCAACUUACUAACUCUCUUUUGGAAAUGGAGGAGGAAAAGGCUAUAUGGUCUGCCAAGGAGAAAGUUUCUGUUGAAGCCAUAGACGAGAAGGCAAAGUUAUUUAAUAUGGAGAUUACAUCAUUAUCUAAAGCCUUGUCAGAGGCAAGAAGAGAAUUAGAUUCCUGUAGGGAAGAGUGCAAAGUUCUCCAAGAAAGAUUGACCUGCUCUGAAGAGAAUGCCAAAUGGGAGAUGAAAUCCAGUGUGGAGAAGUCUCUGGAGAUUGAUCAACUAAAAGAUAACUUGAAACUAGCUGAUGCUGAGAGCAAACAAAUCCAAGAGAAUCUUCAAAACCAACUUCUCAAUGUAACAAAAGAAAGGGAUAAAUUGAUGGCUCAAAUUGAAAGGUGUCAGAGUAAUGGAAAUGAAUUGGAAUCUCUGACAAAACGUUACGAUGGCAUGCUAUUGGGUGCUAAAUCUCAAGUUGAGGAGCUGAAUGCAAGAAUUUCCAGCAUGGCCAUGAUGCAGAAUGGUGAAGCCACCAACAGUAAGGAAAAGGCAAAACUCCGGAUGCGGCUUCAAGGAACGCAAGCACGAUUAGAUGCAUUUCAGUUUAGGUACAAGGAAGCAAUGGCUGAGCUGGAUGUUAUGAACAGGGAGUAUAAAGAGGCCACCGUAAACCUAAAGGACAAGUUGGCUUUGUUUGCUUCAGAGAACCUUAACCUCAAGAAGCAGAUUGCGAGCCAAGGGCUCAAGUGAUGUAACAAAAUCCAUUGUGGGUAAUCCCAUUCGUUGUACAAUAAGCAAUCUUGUAUGUAGGUAGCAUGUUGAUUUAGGGCAGCCAUUGUAUCAAUUUGUACAUUAUUCGUACAUGUAUGUUAUGUUGCUAUUAAUACAUUUACAUGAUCUCUGAUCAUAUGGUAAUCACACUAAUGCAUAAUUUUGUCUC